GGCAGCCAUGGAAACCAGAAGCUGGGAGUCAUUGCGCUUCGCUUCACCAGUUUCCCAGGUCACCCUGUGAGCUCCUGCACCUAUCUUGUCUCAGGAUUCAGCCUCCCAGUGUCGUAGUUUCUUCACCAAGAUCGCUGGAUUCUUUCAAUCGUUAGCCCUUCUUCGACUGGAUGUGCUCAGGGUUCCGGGAUGUCUCGCACACGCAUUGACGAUCUGUCAGACGAGCUUCUAGUUAGAAUCUUAUGGCACAACAAGCAACCAACGUCUCGCCAACUUGACAGCGACGCUCUGUGGGAAUCCUCUGCUUCCAAGCCGAAAUACUUCACUACGAAACGAUAUGCUGAGGACUUUUUGCCGAACCGCGAUGGUCCUUUACCGACGCCUCCCGCCUCUGCAGACGCCGCGGUCAAUCUCCUCGUCGCAUCAGUCUGCCGUCGCUGGCGUCAUCUCGCUCGGCGUUACGUCUCUACGCUCCUUAUCAAAGACGAACUUAUGGUUUCUCGCCUGGACAUUUCCAACGCUAUCACCUGCUUCCCGAACCUCACUCAUCUAGAAAUCUGCCUCGCCGGUGGGGAGACGUUUGACGACGCGUUUCUGAAACAUCUCGCCUCAUCGUGUCCCAAGCUAACGAUUCUUAACCUGACAUGCGAAACAUCGCGAUUGAUGGCCGAGAACAGGAUUGACUUGUUCCCGAUAACUGAAGCUGGUCUGGAUCAGUUUUUCCGUCAGUGCACUCAACUCGAGCAGCUUCAACUCUUCUGCCUCCACGAGAAAAGCCAGUUACCUGCUUCCUUUUUCCGACAGAAGCGUCUGCACACGCUUGCUCUACAUUUCGGUGGCCCGCUACUAGCUCCGGCUCUUGAAAACCUUUCUUCCCUCACUGUACUCGAGAUUGCCAGUGCGGCAGUGGAAUAUCAGGAUCCCACCAGCCUCACGAAACUGUUUCAAUUAACCAGCCUUUCAAUCUCCAAUGCCUACUGUCGUUCCGACGAUUCCCCCCACGAACGCUUCUCCAUCGCCCAGCUUCCUUUCCUGAAGAAGCUGACAUGCUUCAGCUCCAGCCCCGCAUUCGACCUGCUGUUUCCGUCCGGUUCGCCAUGCACCAGUCUCGAACGGCUACUGAUCACCGACUGCAGAGAACUCGAGCGCUUUCCUCAAGACAUUGCCGAUCUGCUGCCGUCUCUCCGCGAGUUGAGUCUAGACUGGUGCCCUACAAUAGCAGAGCUGCCUGAAGCGUUUCUCUCCCUAAGUCGCCUGGAUUGCUUGAAGAUUACCAGCUGUGAGAACCUUUCCAGCCUGCCAAGAAACUUUGGACGGCUGCCCGCUCUCAAAUCUUUGGUGCUGGAGGAUCUUUUUCUCUCGGACCUUCCUGACUCCCUGUGUCAUCUCUCGUCGCUGGAGACGCUGUUUCUGAUUGGUUGCCGCGAGAUUCGCCAGCUGCCGCCAGGGUUUUGCUACCUCACAGCUCUCAAGACUCUCUGCCUCGUGGAACUGCUGCAAAUUGUGCUUCCAGCGAGUAUAGGAGCGCUCUGCAAUCUCCAUACCUUUUGCUUGAAGGGAAGUCAGGAGCAGCAGCAGCUUCCGUCCUCCUUCCCCCGGCUAUCUUCCCUGACGCGGCUGGAGAUUAAUACCUGCUCGCUUGUUAAGCUUCCUGAGGAGAUGGGGGAGCUCAGCAACUUGCGGGAAUUGCACAUCAAUGCCUGCCCUAUUGAGGAGCUUCCGGAGUCGUUAACAGUCAUGGCUGGACUUGAAAUCCUGAUGGUCAACGGCUGCAAGCGGCUACGUGCAGUACCAUCCAGGAUGGACGUUUUUGGGAGGCUUAGAGUGCUGGAGUUCGUGGGGUGUGAGCUGCUGGGGGAAUUGCCCGAACUCCUGCCACGCUCCCUUGAGAUCUUUGAUCUAGGGAAUUUCAGCCGGGUCACGCCCCUUCCGAACAUCACGUUGCUGCCAAAGCUGAGGAAGUUGAAGCUGAGGAAUGUUGAGGUUGUGUGGGGCAUAACAGUCAGUAAGAACUUAUCAAGCCUGGAGAAUUUGCAGCUGGCAUUGGCAGGCGACUUCAACGAGCUUCCAUUACCGCUGGCCCCCCUCUCCCAGCUGCGUACCCUGACAAUCAGGAGCGCUUUGAAGGUUGAAGCUCUUCCGAGUUUCGGCUCGAUGCUGAUGCAGCUGCGGAAGCUGUGCAUCCAUGAUGUGGGGGAGUUGAAGGAGCUGCCAGCAAGUAUCGUAGAGCUUCCUCGCUUGACGUUCCUGGGGGUUCACGCUCCAAAGCUGGCUUCGCUUCCCGCGGAGCUCGGUGCCUUGUCCAGGUUGCGAGAGCUGGACUUGUCUGAAUGCUCCUCCCUGCAGUAUCUGCCGGCUUCUCUGACCCAACUCGCUCGCCUUUGCAGCCUGAAUGUAAAAAACAGCCUCAUUCGCUCGCUCCCGGCUGGCUUUGUGCGGUUAACCAGGCUCAGUUCGCUUGACCUGCAGGGCUGUGCGCACCUGGAGGCUCUGCCUGAGGAUUUGACAGAGCUCAAACUGCUGUGGUGCUUGAAUGUGACGGGGUGUGAGAAAGUUUUUGACGAUGAAGGGUUUGUGCUCCCCUGUAGCAUCCACGAGAUAAAUGGUUUAGAACUGUGUAAGUAGUUCUAUAAUUGGCCAGCAUGCUCGUACCGGUAUCAUAGUUAACCUAGGCCGCCCAAGUGGCUUGUUUUAC
Closterium sp. NIES-67 is the source of this 2695-nucleotide messenger RNA. The record is from the annotation of a GenBank genome assembly. NCBI's taxonomy places the organism in Eukaryota, Viridiplantae, Streptophyta, Zygnematophyceae, Desmidiales, Closteriaceae.